AUGUCGUCCCAGGCUGUACUCCUCAAGGAGUACAAGGCUUUGCAGAAAGAAAAAUGGGUACAGAUUGAUAUCGAUGAAGACAACAUGCUACAUUGGAACAUUGCCCUGAUGGUUGUCAACCCCGAUUCUCUCUACUAUGGUGGUUAUUUCAAGGCUCAGAUGAACUUCCCCAAAGAAUAUCCCUACAAGCCUCCGGAUUUCCGUUUCUCGAAACCACUCUGGCACCCGAACAUCUAUGCUGAUGGCCGCCUCUGCAUCUCGAUUCUUCAUGCGCCAGGUGAUGAUAUCAUGUCUGGUGAGACCGCCGGAGAACGUUGGUCGCCUGCCCAGAGAGUCGAGUCGGUCCUCAUUUCGAUCUUAUCACUUCUGGAUGACGCCGAGAUUUCCUCUCCGGCCAACGUCGACGCAAGCGUCAUGUUCAGAGACGACAAGGAGGCGUUUAAAGCCAAAGUGGCGCAGGACGUUGAGGCUUCGAAAAAGGACAUACCCGAGGGUUUCGUCAUGCCAACUCACGAGUCGACCAAGCCAGUGAUUGAGAAGGUGGACGAUGAUUUCUGGCAAGACAGCGACGCCGAAGACGUCGACUUUGAUGAUUUUGGAGAUUUCGAUGACGAUGCGGCCAACGGAAGUGAAUCGGAUCAAGAAUUGAACAAUGACUCUGAAGAUGAAGAGACCUACGAUGAGGACGAAGACGACACAGAGUACGCCAAGGGCAAACGUCGAGAAGAUCGAUUAGAUUCCGACAUGACCGAGCCGGAUGUUUGA
Messenger RNA from Exophiala spinifera, 765 nucleotides. RefSeq lists its product as uncharacterized. Gene Ontology annotation, biological process: proteasome-mediated ubiquitin-dependent protein catabolic process; protein polyubiquitination. NCBI's taxonomy places the organism in Eukaryota, Fungi, Ascomycota, Eurotiomycetes, Chaetothyriales, Herpotrichiellaceae. Gene Ontology annotation, molecular function: ubiquitin conjugating enzyme activity. Bases 1 to 765 code for a protein of 254 amino acids. The transcript is spliced from 3 exons. The record is from RefSeq and is a predicted model, not a curated record.